AUGGUUUGUACAUUCCCCUCCUCCUCAAGGUACAACUUCCUGUUCCUGUUCCUCUUCUUCUUCUUACUGUCGACCACUUCAAGAUCUGACGACGCCGGCGCCUUGCUCUCCCUGAAAUCUGCCGUCGACACCGUCGGCGUCCUCCGCUGGUCUCGCAGCGCCAAUGUGUGCCAGUGGGAAGGCGUCAGAGAAUGCCUCCAUGGCAGAGUCAGCAAGCUCGUCGUCGAGAGCUUCAACCUCACCGGCAAGCUCGACGGCACCAGUCUCAACCAAUUAGAUCAGAUUAGGGUUCUCAGCUUGAAGGACAACUCACUUUCCGGCGAGAUUCCGGAGCUCUCCGGCCUGAAAAAUCUCAAGUCUAUUUACCUAAACAAUAACAGAUUCUCCGGUCCCAUCCCCGUAAGCCUCUCCGCAAUGCACAGAUUGAAAAUUAUUGUCCUCUCCGGCAACGAUCUCUCCGGCCAGAUUCCGGCGUCCUUCGCCGCCCUGACCAGGCUGUACGUCCUCUUCCUGCAAGACAACCGGUUGUCCGGUCCGAUCCCGGCUUUUAAUCAGACCGGCCUCCGGUUCUUCAACGUGUCCAAUAAUGCCCUCUCCGGGCCAAUCCCGCAGACCGCCGCAUUGGCCAGGUUCAAUGCCACGUCAUUUUCCCGGAACCUGAACUUGUGCGGUGAAUUAGCCGGGCGGCGGUGCGGCGGCGGCAUUGCCCCGUCCGCCUCCCCAUCGUACCCAAUUAUGCCUAAAAACAGCAGCCGUCACCGCCGGCGAAUUAUAUUAAUAAGCGUUCUCUGCGCCGCCGGAUUGGUGGCGCUGUGUGUGCUGGUGAUCGUUUGGAUGGUUUGUAUGAGGAAGAAGAGCAAUGGUAAGGAGAACGGUAGCAAAGUGGUGGCGGGAGGGGCGGAGGACGGCGGCACACCUGGCGGCGGCAGCGGCGGUGGUGCUGCUAGCGCCCGCCGGGGCGAUCACAGCGGCGACAAGCACGGCGGAUUUUCGUGGGAUCAAGGCGCUGAAGGGCUCGGGAGCUUGACGUUCCUCGGCCCCGGUGAUCAGCAGAUGAAUUAUAGCCUCGAGGAUCUUUUAAAAGCCUCCGCCGAGACGCUCGGCCGGGGGACUAUCGGCAGCACAUACAAGGCCGUGAUGGAGUCGGGAUACAUUGUCACAGUCAAGCGGCUUAAGGACGCCCGGUAUCCUUCGAUGGAGGAGUUUAGACGACACAUUGAGAUCCUCGGUCGAUUGCGCCACCCGAAUUUGGUGCCUCUCCGGGCGUAUUUUCAGGCCAAGGAGGAGCGUUUGCUCGUCUACGAUUAUUUCCCCAACGGCAGCCUCUUUUCGCUCAUACAUGGUUCCCGAGCAGCCGGCGGAUCAAAGCCGCUCCAUUGGACGUCGUGUCUCAAAAUAGCCGAGGAUGUCGCCACUGGUCUCCUCUACAUCCAUCAGAACCCGGGCUUGACGCACGGGAACUUAAAAUCGACCAACAUCCUAUUAGGAUCUGACUUCGAGUCGUGCCUGACCGACUACGGGCUGACUGCCUUCAGGAACCCCGAGUCGAAUGAGGAAUCGAGCGCGUCGUCCCUCUUCUACCGGGCGCCGGAGUGCCGUGACCCUCGGAGACCGUUGUCCCAACCGGCGGAUGUCUACAGCUACGGCGUGCUGCUCCUGGAGCUCCUGACGGGGAAGACGCCGUUCCAGGAUCUUGUUCAAGAGCACGGCGCCAACAUCCCGGCGUGGGUGCGAUCGGUGAGGGAGGAGGAAACGGAAUCUGGCGACGAGGUGUCUGCGUCGGAGGAGAAGCUGGCGGCGCUGCUGAACAUCGCCAUGGCAUGUGUGGCAGUGGGGGCGGAUAGCCGGCCGGCGAUGAAGGAGGUGGUGAGGAUGAUCCGGGAAGCUCGGGCGGAGGCGCAUUUGUCGUCGAACAGCAGCGAUCACUCGCCGGGGAGAUGGUCGGACACUGUCCAGAGCUUGCCCAGGGAAGAACAUCUCAGUAUAUAAAUCAAUGUAACAUUUUUAUUUUUUCCUAGUGAUUUUUACAAUUUUUAUGGGUGUUUCAUUACAUUUUGUUCUUAUUUUGAAUUGAAGAGUGAGUUCGAUUGAAUCAUGUUUCAGCCAUUGAUUUAAUUUGAGUGUUCUCAAGAUGUUCGAAUCAUUCUUGCAUACUAAAAAAUCCUAUCUUUUUCAGCUA
Messenger RNA from Andrographis paniculata, 2179 nucleotides. RefSeq names its product inactive leucine-rich repeat receptor-like serine/threonine-protein kinase At1g60630. Lineage: Eukaryota; Viridiplantae; Streptophyta; Magnoliopsida; Lamiales; Acanthaceae. Bases 1 to 1989 code for a protein of 662 amino acids. Gene Ontology annotation, molecular function: protein kinase activity; protein binding; ATP binding. The record is from RefSeq and is a predicted model, not a curated record. Gene Ontology annotation, biological process: protein phosphorylation. The transcript has 2 exons.